Molecule: messenger RNA, 1587 nt
Organism: Ambispora leptoticha
Lineage: Eukaryota; Fungi; Glomeromycota; Glomeromycetes; Archaeosporales; Ambisporaceae
Source: the annotation of a GenBank genome assembly
AUGUCGUAUGUAGAUAGUGUCGACUCUGAUAGUCAAUUUAGUGACGAGGAAAGAAGAACAAAAAUAUUGGGUGUUUUUGCGGGCAUUGGAAAUAAUUGCAAUAAUAUGGUGGGAGCCGGAAUAUUUUCGAGCCCAGGGUUAGUGCUGCAUAAAGUGAAGUCUCCUGGAAUAGCGUUGAUUUUAUGGCUGAUAGGUGGGAUAGUUGCUCUCUGUGGAUCCUUAUCUUAUGUUGAGUUGGGCAGUUCACUUUCGGAUGGAGGUGGAGAAACUAUAUAUUUGAAAACAGCAUUUCCUCGUCCCCGUGCACUUUUUAGUUAUAUGUUUAGUUUCACGAUGAUUGUCGCGAUACGUCCUGGUGCGAUUUCAGCAGACGCUAACGUGGUAGCUCAAUAUUUUGUAUAUUUGAUCACUGCCAAGGGAGAAUGUGAAAAUUCCGAGGACCUUCAUCCGAAAAAAUAUUUGUCAGAUUACGAAUUUUGGCGACUUCGACUAAUUUCCUUCACAGUAAUUUGGAUAAUAACAGUUUAUCAUAUAAUAUCCAACAUAUGGGCAAAUCGCAUAAAUCAAACAUUAAUAACUAUAAAAAUGACGACUCUCGUAGUAAUCUCGGCUGUGGGAUUAGCGACAAUUAAGAAAUCUAUCUCCGAAUCAGACUCUACAAAUCCGUCAAAUUGGAAAAAUUUGUUUCCUAACGUUGAGAUUAAUGCUCGCACUUUGACCGGAGGACUUAUUCCUAUUUUAUUUGCAUACAAUGGUUGGAAUAAUUUAAAUUAUACUUUGGAUGAAUUCAUUGAUCCAAAAAAGAAAUUAUUGGCAUCAAACACCAUUAGUGUUGGAAUUGUUACCAUCUUAUAUCUAUUGGCAAAUGUUGCAUACACUAAUGUGCCAUUAACUCAAGUAACGGGAGGAUUUGAUCCCUCUGAAAUUAUUGCUGGACAAUUCGCAUUGAAUGUUGGCGGCUUGAAUCUUGCUCGUGCUCUAUCGUUUUUUGUGUGUUUAUCAGCAUUUGGCGCUUUAGCAGCAAUGAUGUGGAGUGGUUCAAGAAUAAUUGUGGCUGCAGCUAAAGCGAAUUAUAUUCCGAUAUUUUCACCAUGGCUUUCUGCAUGGAAUAAUAAAACUGAUACUCCGAUAAAUGCCUUGCUCAGUCAAUAUGGUGUUCGUGCUUUGGGAUUAUUGGUUUUGAGAAAACGAAGACCCGAUUUACAGCGUCCUUUCAAAGUAUUCCGAAUCUUUCCGUUUUUAUUCGUUUGUUUUGCUUUAUUUAUAAUAUGCGGAUCGUUUAUCGAUAAUGGAUCUCACACUAAUAACAAUAAUAGAGUUCAAACUAAUGAUUCAUAUAAUGAGUUACCAAAAGCCAAUAUUACAUCGAAAAGGAGAAGUUCAUGUGAUUAUAACGACAACAAUGAUAAAGGGACUCAUUACACUUGCCAAGAUAUUUUCAUUAAUCGCCGGCUAUCGCAUCUUUCACAAGAUGAAAAAUCUAAUCAUGAGGAUGUUAAUAGCGAUGAUAGAUUACCAUUUCAAACUACAGACACUUUCGAGUCCAUCGAUUCUAUUCAGACGCCUGCGUUGAGUGUACAUGUAUAA